CUAUCAAUCAAUUGGGGAUCCCAAACUUAUAUGGACGCAAUAUCACGAAUAUGACAGCAAGCUGGGCUCAAAUUCAGUAUAAAACCGAGUUGAACAACUGAAUUAAACAUCAAACUAUCUCUAGCGCCUGAAGCAGCAGUAACUAUUUGCAGUAAAACCAAUUCAACUCAAACCUAAAUCCUUGCAACAUGAAGACAGUCGUGCUUUUCGCUGGUCUCCUCUGCGCUUUCUGCCUGUUUCACAGCACCAAAGCAGCUCCCGCUGAUACAGCUGCUCUAGAGGCCGUUGACGCGCAAUUGGCUGUGCUGAAGGAAGAGUCUGCGGUGGAGUUGAGUCGUCAAAAGCGCGCUACUUGUGACCUGUUGAGCGGAACCGGUGUUAAUCACAGCGCUUGUGCGGCCCAUUGCGUAAUUCGUGGCAAUCGUGGCGGUUAUUGUAAUGGUAGCGGUGUCUGCGUCUGCCGAAACUAACGGGAUUUUUUGCAAAAAUAAUUUAAACUAACGCAUACUGUAUAUAAAUUGAAAUGUUGUAGCAGUCAUCAAAUAUUUUUGUUCAAAAAUUUAUAUUUCUGAUUCAAUAAACUUUCAAAAAGAUUAAAGUAUAAUUAUCUUGGAAAUCAAA
Molecule: messenger RNA, 621 nt
Organism: Bactrocera oleae (olive fruit fly)
Lineage: Eukaryota; Metazoa; Arthropoda; Insecta; Diptera; Tephritidae
Product: phormicin
Biological process (GO): humoral immune response; defense response to bacterium
Source: RefSeq, a predicted model, not a curated record